Messenger RNA from Pocillopora damicornis (cauliflower coral), 1951 nucleotides. Its product is annotated as FIGNL1-interacting regulator of recombination and mitosis-like. NCBI's taxonomy places the organism in Eukaryota, Metazoa, Cnidaria, Anthozoa, Scleractinia, Pocilloporidae. The record is from RefSeq and is a predicted model, not a curated record.
GCCAUUGCUUUCUGUUAUUGUGAAAAACAAACACUUUGCCAAACUAAUAACUAGGAAAUCAUUAGUGGUGGAUGACAAGAGUCAUUUUGCACACUGCUGUUUGCUGGUUACUAUUCUGAGUGUUCUACCAAGUACACCAGAGGAUGUAUUUGCAUAUUGGAUCUCACCUACUAAUUACCCAGAGGAGGAAUGUCGUCAUUCACUUUUGGAGGCAGUGUUUCAGUAUUUCAGUCGGUGUGUUGUGGAGAGAGGUAACUUUGUAUGAGCAUGUUUGUACUAGAAUGUGCUCUCUUGUGGCUUCCACACCAGCAGUAUGUUUUUCUGCUGUGGAACGAUGCCUGUUGGAGCACAUCCUUCAGGAUGACCUGCUGUGUGCUUUGCUCUCGAGUGAUGUGUGGUGCUUCAUGGCAAGGUGGGGCUCUGCCGAGCUGUGUUCGGGACAUGUGAUAGUUCUUACUCAACUGUUAUCACAGUUGCCUGCUUCAAGUGCUGGUUAUAUCCAUUUGUCGCUGCUCAUUCAACGUCUUACUCGCCUUAUGGCUGUAGAACAUCAAGAGAAUCUUGCUGUUUCUUUUCCACCGUCGAAAGAAGAAAACAUCGCCGCGUGGUGCAUUUAUCCCUUACGAGAUAUGCCCGAGAGCGUCAAGAAAAAGGUUUGCCGUUCUCUUGUUCCCUUGUGUGUACAAGUUUGUCACUCGCGAAUAGCGAACCAAUCAGCAGAAGACAACGAGCUCAUGUCGCGCUGCUUAAGUUGUCUCCGGCGAGUUUACAGCCUACCCAAAACGGAAGGCUAUAUACCUCCUGUUCAUCACUCUGCUACCAUUGGUCUUAUCAACGACUUGUGGUCGCUUUGUUGUCAAGGAAGUGAGCAAGUAGAACGAUUUAGAAUCCAUAUGUGGUGCAAGUUACUGGAUUUGACGUCCACCUUGCUUCCCUUGAUCCAGCCUGAAGAUUACGCAACGAUACUUAUUGGCUUACGAAGUCUCCUUGAUAAGAAACCUACUGUAGGAGUUCGCCAGGCAGCCGCAGAGUUUCUCGGGAGAUGCGGUAGUAAAGAAAUCCCAGAACACCUUGAGUCCGCAGUGUUAAGCGACAUCAGCGCCAUGUUCUCCGCAUUGGUCAAUGACACGCACUGGUUGGUUCAUCAGCAAGCAUUUCAGAGCGUUAAGGCAUUCGCAGAGGUCACCCGAUACACUCACGUGAUGGGAGAUUGUGUUCCAGAGAAUUUACUUCCCAGUUUGUCAGAUUUUCUAAAUCAGCUUCCUUAUCGGCACAGUGAACUCGGAGUUGAAGACAUGACUGAAUUCGAUGUAGAGUUUUUAAGACAACAACUCGGAACGGAGGCAUGGAGUAAAACACAGAUCACGCCGUCCAAUGACAUUCAAGAAACAGAGAUACCAUUUAUGGACACAAGGGGUCGAUUACGGAACGAUAGUGCGAAUGAAAACAAAGAGAUAGAGCCCGAACCAAAACGUUUAAAAACACAGCACGAUUUACCCAGUGAAAGUCAGGGGGAGGCACUUUAUGAUGAAGCGAUACAGAAAUUGAAGAUACCUGUCUCAACAAUCCUUGAUCUUAGAAAGCAGUUUCCCCCUUCAGCAAAAGUCGUAGAGAACGUGGAAGAAAUUCAAACAUUGUUGCAAAAGUUUCUCAGCGGAAGCGCCGCUAAAUGAUACACUCGCCGUGUAGCAAAUCGCAACUGAGUGGAUAAUGAAUGACAAGAAUGCGCUUUAUGUGUGCAAAGUUUAAGUUUGCAUCUUCAAGGCAUUCUACAAAUGUUGCGCUCUUUUUUAUAAAUUCCGUAUUUUUCACACGCCUGACCUUUCACAGACACCAGAUUUGUUGACUGGACAUAUUAAUAUGUAUGCUAGAUUCGACUAGAUUCGAAGGAUGUUGUUUUUAAGUGAGUUUUUUUAUAACUUAUAAAUAAAGAAAAUUGAAAUCACCAGUA